Morus notabilis is the source of this 5994-nucleotide messenger RNA. RefSeq names its product probable leucine-rich repeat receptor-like serine/threonine-protein kinase At3g14840. Lineage: Eukaryota; Viridiplantae; Streptophyta; Magnoliopsida; Rosales; Moraceae. Gene Ontology annotation, biological process: protein phosphorylation. The record is from RefSeq and is a predicted model, not a curated record. Gene Ontology annotation, molecular function: protein kinase activity; ATP binding; protein binding. Bases 87 to 5909 code for a protein of 1940 amino acids. The transcript is spliced from 47 exons.
GCUUCUGAUUUUCAACUCUCUUUUGGUUUUUCUAGCAUUUCUUUGUUCACGACUCUUGUCUCAGAGCAUUAGUUCAAUAUUUUGACAUGCACGUUUUCUUAUCCUUAUCAUGCAGAGAUUUUUCAGGGCAGGAUCUUGAUGGCGUGCUUCCACCAUCAGUGGCAAAACUACCUUACCUUAAGAAACUUAAUUUGGGCCAGAACUACCUCAGUGGUUCGAUACCUCGUGAAUGGGCUUCUACAAAGUUGGAAUUCCUGGUCGUCAGUGUCAACAAUUUAUCAGGACCAAUACCCGGAUUUUUGGGAAAUAUAACUACUCUCAAAGAUCUGGGUCUGGAGAGUAACUUGUUUUCUGGAACAAUUCCACCUGAAAUUGGGAAAUUGGUCAACUUGGAAACUGUCUUUCUUAGUGCUAAUAAUCUCACGGGAGAGUGGCCUGUGUCUCUCACCAAACUGACCAAACUACGAACUCUUAGGAUUAGCAGCAACAACUUUACUGGAAAAAUACCAGACUUUUUCCAGAGUUGGAAACAACUUGAGAAUUUAGAGAUGCAAUCAAGUGGUUUCGAAGGGCCAAUUCCCUCCGGUCUUUCUGUACUGAGUAAUUUAACAGAAAUAAGGAUUAGUGACUUACAUGGUGAGAGCUCAGAAUUUACAGACUUGAGAAACAUGACUAAUGUUAAAAAAUUGAUGUUGAGAAGCUGUAAUAUAAGAGGAAGAAUUCCUGAAUAUUUAUCCACCUUGACUAGUCUCACAACUUUAGAUCUUAGCUUUAACAGAUUGGAAGGAGACAUUCCAAAUCUUGAAAAUUUAAUGGGACUAAGCACAUUAUAUCUGACAAGUAACCUACUAACUGGGCUUAUUCCAAACUGGGUCAAUCUCAGAGAUAAUCGCUAUGUUAUGGAUCUUUCUUACAAUAAUUUUUCUGAGGCUUCUGUACCACCAGCUUGUCGAGAAACCUACAAUCUGUUCCGGAGCUUUCCUCAACACAGUGACCCGUUACUCAGCCCGUGCCUUAGUCCAUGUCCAAAAGACCAAUAUUCACUGCAUAUUAAUUGUGGCGGAAAACAAAUCACCAUCGGAAACAUCAAGUAUGAAGGAGAUGAAGACCCUGGGGGCGCAGCAAAGUUCGUCCAUAACACAGCGACUUGGGGAUUUAGCAGCACCGGUGACUUCUGGGACAUUUGGAGUAGCACAAAGGACUAUAUAGCAAAUAAUGUGUCUGUACUCAGGAUGAACAAUUCUGAGCUCUACACAACUGCACGUCUCUCUCCUCUUUCACUAGCAUAUUAUGCUCGUUGCUUAGCCAAUGGCAAUUACACUGUGAAACUUCACUUUUCAGAGAUACUAUAUAGGGACAACAGAUCUUAUUACAGUGUUGGAAGGCGGAUGUUUGAUGUUUAUAUCCAGGGAGAGAGGGUGUUGGAGGAUUUUAAUAUCGAAGAGGAAGCAAAUGGAGUCGAUAAGGAAGUGAUUAAACUAUUUAAAGCAUGCGUGAAUAAUAAGACAUUAGAGAUCCGCUUCCAAUGGACUGGAAAAGGGACAACAAAUGCUCCAAAGAGAGGAAUGUACGGUUCUCUUAUAUCAGCUAUCUCAAUGGAAGCUGAUUUCAAACCUCCAGAUGAAAAUAAAACCAAGAAAAUCAUUGUGGCUGGAGUUCUUUCUGCAUUAUGCCUUAUUUUCAUGAUCUUGGGCGUUCUCUGGUGGAAAGGAUAUCUUGGAGGUAGGCCAUCAAGGGAACAAGUUCUUAAAGGACUAGACCUGCAAACUGGUUUCUUUACGUUCAGGCAAAUUAAAGCUGCCACUAACAACUUUGAUGCUGCAAAUAAGCUCGGUGAAGGUGGAUUUGGAUCUGUGUACAAGGGUGUGUUAUUAGAUGGUACUAUUAUUGCAGUCAAACAACUUUCUUCAAGAUCAAAGCAAGGCAAUCGGGAAUUUGUGAAUGAAAUUGGCAUGAUUUCUGCCUUGCAACACCCAAAUCUUGUUAAAUUACACGGCUGUUGUAUUGAAGGAAAGCAAUUGUUGUUGGUAUAUGAGUACAUGGAGAAUAAUAAUCUUGCACUCUCUUUAUUUGGUCCAAAAGAUGGUCAGCUUAAAUUAGACUGGCCAACAAGGCAGAAAAUUUGUGUCGGAGUUGCUAGAGGCCUCGCUUUCCUUCAUGAGGAAUCACCACUGAAAAUUGUUCAUAGGGAUAUUAAAGCGACGAAUAUACUGCUUGACAGGGACCUUAACCCCAAAAUUUCGGACUUUGGUCUGGCUAAACUGGAUGAAGAGGAGAACACCCAUAUUACCACCAGAGUUGCUGGAACCAUAGGAUACAUGGCGCCAGAGUAUGCAUUAUGGGGUUAUUUAACAUUUAAAGCAGAUGUUUACAGCUUUGGAAUUGUUGCAUUGGAACUUGUGGCCGGCAUAAGUAACACAAAAUUUGGCCCAGAUGAGGAUUAUGUUUGCCUCCUAGAUUGGGCUCUAGUUUCACAACAAAAGGGAAAGUUAAUGAGGCUGGUAGAUCCAAGGUUGGGAUCCGACUUCAAUACGGAAGAGGCUGCCAGAAUGAUCAAAGUAGCUCUGCAAUGCACUAAUCCAUCGCCAGCACUUCGACCUACCAUGUCUGCAGUUGUGAGCAUGCUUGAAGGACGGACUCUCGUCCAUGAGUUGGUUAUGGAUCCAAGCGUUUAUGCUGACCAGUUAAGGUUCCAGGCCUUAACGGAAUACAUCGAUCACCUCAGAAGUCCAAGUUCAAGAGAGUCUGCGAGUUUCCUAUAUUCAUCAAGUGCCACAAGGCCCAGCUCUUCCUCUUUCAUCUGUCUCUACCUCUAUGGCUGUAUCCUGGUAGAUUACUCAUAUGUGCACGUUGGUAUUCUCCUACGGUUGAAACAGCAAUUAGCGGUUAACAACAUGCGCAGUGUAGCAAAAACAAACAUGGCUAUGGAAAGAGGAGAUUGUAUCAUCAAUACAAAGACCAUAACAUUGUUACUGUUUGUGUGCACUGCACUGAUCAAAGCCGAAGCACAAGUUGGUGGUACUCUUCCAAAUGAUGAAGUGGAAGCAAUUGAAGAAAUUGCUGAACAACUGAACAAGAAAGACUGGAACUUGAGUGACCCUUGCAGCAAUAAAACGACUAUUGAUAAGCCACGUACGGAUCAGUACAGCAAUAUAAUUGACUGCAAUUGCUCAAUCUCUGCUAAUGUAUGCCAUGUCCAAAAGAUAAGUUUUACAGGGCAGGAUCUUGAUGGUGUGCUUCCGCCGUCACUAGCAAAGCUACCUUACCUUAAGGAAGUUAAUUUAGUCAGGAAUUACCUUAGUGGUUCGAUACCGCGAGAGUGGGCUUCAACAAAGUUGGAAAGAUUAAUCAUUAGUAUAAACAAUUUAGGAGGACAAAUUCCUGGCUAUUUGGGAAACAUAACCACUCUAAGAUCUUUGUCCGUGGAAAGCAACUUUUUUAAUGGAACUGUUCCCUCUGAGCUCGGAAAAUUGGUGAACUUGGAACGACUCAUUCUUGGUGCUAACAAUCUCACCGGACAGUUUCCUCUGGCUCUCACAAAUCUCAGUAAAUUGAAUGAACUUAGGAUCAGUAGCAACAACUUCACAGGUAGGAUGCCCGAUUUUGGCGGUUGGAAACAACUUCAGAAAUUAGAGAUGCAAGCAAGCGGUUUUGAAGGGCCAAUUCCUUCUAGUCUUUCUCUUUUGAGCAAUUUAACUGAAUUAAGGAUUAGUGACUUAAACGGUGAGAGUUCAGAUUUUCCGGACUUGACGAACAUGACAAAUUUGGAGACCUUGAUGUUGAGGAGCUGUAAUCUAAGAGGAAGAAUCCCGGAAAAUAUACGUACUUUGGAGAGUCUGAGUGUUUUAGAUCUUAGCUUCAACAAACUGGAAGGAGAAAUUCCAGAUUUCGAAAAUAUAAUGCGUUUGGACACAUUGUAUCUUACGAGUAACUUGCUCAACGGAUCUAUUCCCGAAUGGCUCAAAAGCAGAGACAGUCGCUACCAGAUAGAUAUUUCUUACAACAACUUUUCAGAGACAUCCGAACCAUCUACUUGCCGAGACACUUUCAACUUCUUCCGGAGCUCUUCCGCACUGAAGAACAACUCAAUACUCAGCAAGUGCCUGAGUAAAUGUUCAAAAGAUUACUAUUCAGUGCAUAUAAACUGUGGUGGAAAACAAACCACUAUAGGAAACAUCAAGUAUGAAGGCGAUGAAGACCCCGGGGGUCAAUCAAAAUUUGUCCACAGCGCCGCGGCUUGGGGAUUUAGCAGCACUGGUGAUUUCAUGGACGUUUGGUCUACCACAAAGGACUAUAUAGCAAAUAAUGUGUCUGUUCUCAGAAUGAACAAUUCUCAUGAGCUCUACACAACCGCACGCCUCUCUCCUCUUUCCAUAACGUAUUACGCUCGUUGCUUAGCUAACGGAAACUACACUGUAAAACUCCACUUUGCAGAGAUAGUAUUAAGAGACAACAGAUCUUAUUAUGGUGUUGGAAGAAGAAUGUUUGAUGUUCAUGUCCAGGGAAAACUGGUGUUGGAGGAUUUCAAUAUCGAAGAGGCUGCAAAUGGGGUUGAUAAGGAAGUGAUUAGGGAAGUUAAGGCAGUUGUGAGCAAUAAGACACUAGAGAUCCGCUUCUAUUGGGCCGGAAAAGGGACAACGAAUGUUCCAAGGAGAGGAACAUAUGGUUCUCUUAUAUCUGCCAUCUCAGUGAAGUCCGAUUUUGAACCUCCUAACGAAAGCAACGCGAAGAAGUAUAUUAUCAUUGGAGUUGUUUCAGCAGUAUGUCUUCUUUUUAUAGUUUUAGGCAUUCUUUGGUGGAAAGGCUGUUUUGGAGGCAAGACAUCAAGGGAACAAGUUAUGAGAGGAUUGGAUCUUCAAACUGGUUUCUUUACAUUCAGACAGAUUAAAGCCGCCACUAACAACUUUGAUGCUGCAAACAAGAUUGGGGAAGGUGGAUUUGGAUCGGUCUACAAGGGUGUACUUCUAGAUGGCACUAUCAUUGCAGUUAAGCAACUCUCUUCUAAAUCAAAGCAAGGAAAUCGUGAAUUUGUCAACGAAAUAGGCAUGAUUUCUGCAUUACAACACCCAAAUCUUGUCAAAUUGCAUGGAUGUUGCAUUGAAGGAAAGCAACUGCUGUUGGUUUAUGAAUACAUGGAGAACAAUAGCCUGGCACACUCUUUGUUUGGAGAAGGUGGAUUGAAAUUAGACUGGAAAACAAGGCAAAGAAUAUGUAUUGGCAUUGCAAAAGGUUUGGCUUUCCUGCAUGAGGAGUCAACUCUGAAAAUUGUUCAUAGAGACAUCAAAGCGACGAAUAUACUGCUUGAUGGGAACCUCAAUCCUAAAAUAUCGGACUUUGGAUUGGCCAAACUAAAUGAAGAGGAGAACACCCACAUUAGCACCAGAGUUGCUGGAACUAUAGGAUACAUGGCACCAGAGUAUGCACUAUGGGGUUACUUAACUGAUAAAGCAGAUGUAUAUAGUUUUGGGGUUUUAGCAUUGGAAAUUGUGGCUGGCAAAAACAACAUGAGAUAUCGCCCAAAUGAGAACUUUGUAUGCCUUCUAGAUUGGGCUAUAUUCUUGCAACAAAAAGGAAAUUUAAUGGACCUGGUGGAUCCAAAGUCAGGGUCAGAAUUCAACAAGGAAGAGGCCAAUAGAAUGAUAAAGGUAGCUCUAUUAUGCACAAAUCCAUCUCAGGCGCUUCGUCCCGGCAUGUCUGAAGUGGUGAGCAUGCUUGAAGGCCGAACUGCUGUUCACGAACUGAUCAUGGAUCCAAGUAACAAUCAUGAUCCGUUGAGGUUCAAUGCCUUAAGAGACCAGUUCGAUCAGAUUUCGCAAAAGAGCUCUGGUCAAUCUCAGAGCGUCAGUACUCACUCAUCAAGCGUAACAAGGACUCAAUCUUCCUUUACAUCAGACUCUCAUUUUCAGUGAGUUUGCAUUGUAGUUUUCGACUAGAUUUUUGGAUAAUAAACAAUGUACUUCUUUUCUUCAAAAUGAUGCAGUAGUUUGGUACAAA